AGGAAUACGAAAUGAUGGUGAGAGGCAGAAUCGACCGGGGGGAACUUUUAUCUGUUCUUAAAGGGAAAGGUAGUAAAACGGAUAAGCUUCGGUUUGCUAUCAUGUUCCUUAAUUCAACAGAAACCAUCCCUCAGAUAGAAAUCAAAAUGGUUGAAUCCUCUUUGAGAGAAGCGGAGGUGAACACCAGAAGCAACAUUGUGGAUUGGGCUGAGAAGCUUUAUGGGCAGUCUAUCAGUGCUGUGACUACAGGUGUUAAGAAUCUGUUAUCGGGUGAUCAUCAGUUGGCAAUGGCGACAACGAUUGAAGCUUUGAUGGAAGGAAAAUCGAAUAAUCCGGAGACUGAGUCUUACUUGGUGUUGGACCCACAUACACCGAAAUCGAGUUCUGGUCAAAUGAAAGGGCCUUUUAAAGAAGCAAUUGUGUUCAGGAUUGGUGGUGGGAAUUAUUUUGAAUAUGGAAGCUUCUAGGAGCUUGCAUGGAGGCAGCAGCAACCAACUUCUUCUGCUAAACAUAUCAUAUACGGGACAACUGAGAUUCUUACUGGUGCUGAGUUUAUUGAUCAACUUGCUGUCUUGGGGCAAAAGAUGGGUUUGGGUAGAAGUAGCACCACUCCUUCUGCUUCUGCUCCUGCUCCUGCCUAA
Molecule: messenger RNA, 641 nt
Organism: Lactuca sativa (garden lettuce)
Lineage: Eukaryota; Viridiplantae; Streptophyta; Magnoliopsida; Asterales; Asteraceae
Product: Sec1/munc18-like (SM) proteins superfamily
Biological process (GO): vesicle-mediated transport
Source: RefSeq, a predicted model, not a curated record